CUGUUCAACAUGGCGACCCAGUGGGGACUCUGCGGUGCAGGGAAGAUCAGCCACGAUUUCAGUGUGGCCAUGAAAACCCUCCCUCCUGGAGACCACCAGAUAGUGGCGGUGGCUGCGAGGAGUCUGGAGCGUGCCCGGGAGUUUGCCAAGAAGCACAGCAUCCCCAAGGCCUAUGGGAGCUAUGAAGAGCUGGCCAGCGAUGCAGAGAUUGACAUGGUGUACCUGGACGUGCUGCACACGGAGCACUGGCGCCUGGGCCUGCUGGUACUCCAGGCAGGGAAGAACAUGCUGUGUGAGAAGCCCUUCGCCAUGAACUCCAGGGAGGUGGGGGACCUCAUUGCUGCCUCCAUGAAGUUCAACGUUUUUCUCAUGGAGGCCAUCUGGUCCCGUUUCCCACUGCACAUGGAGGCUCGCAGACUGCUGGCUGAGGACGCCAUCGGCGAGGUAAAGCUGGUGAAGGCCUUUUCCGGCUCCCCUCAGCAUCACAUCCCCCGCUCGGUGGAGAAGGAGCUGGGAGGAGGCGCUCUGUUGGACAUUGGGGUCUACAUCUUGCAGUUUGUGCUGAUGGUGUUCAACGGGGAGAGGCCAGAGUCCAUCCAUGCCACUGGAGUUCUUCUCAACACAGGAGUGGAUGAGUCCAUGGUGGUGAUGUUUCCCAGGAACAGGCUGGCUUGCUGUUUCUUCUCCAUCACUGUUUCACUGCCUAACGACGCCACCAUCAGGGUUCUAGGUCCCAUGCAUUGUCCCACCACACUGGAGGUGAAUGGGAAGACGACACAGUACCCCCUGCCUGAGCCCUCUUUACCUCUGAACUUCACCAACAGCACUGGGCUGCGCUACGAGGCUGAGGAAGUCAGGCAGUGCCUGUAUGCAGGACUGAAGGGGAACCCCAGAAUGCCCCUGUCCGAGUCGGCCCUGCUCACUGAGAUUAUGGAUGAGUGCAGGAAACAGGUGAGAAUGGUCUUCAACCAGGACAGCCAAUAA
Salvelinus sp. IW2-2015 is the source of this 984-nucleotide messenger RNA. NCBI's taxonomy places the organism in Eukaryota, Metazoa, Chordata, Actinopteri, Salmoniformes, Salmonidae. The record is from RefSeq and is a predicted model, not a curated record.